AUGGACGUAUCCAGCACCCAGUUCCAAACCCUCUACCACUCCAUGCUCACCUUCGUCAACACCUGCAUGGCCGGCCACGACCCCUCCCACAACCCAGCUCACGUCCACCGCGUCGCCACCCUCGCCAACACCAUCCUCGAAGCCGAACAAAAGCGCCACUCCCCACGUCCCCUCGACGCAGCCGUCAUCAAGCUUGCCGCUCUCCUGCACGACAUCGGUGAUCGAAAAUAUCUGCCUCAAUUGGCGGACCCACACUCGCACGAGAACAUCGAUCCCAAGACAAUGGUGCAAGUAGCUCUGCUCAAGCAUGGUGCGCCCGCGGAGCUGGCGGCCAAAGUACAGAUGGUGGUUUCGCAUGUUUCGUAUACGACGGAGUGCAAGGAUCCGGCGGUGGUGAGACGACUGAUUGAGGAGGAAGGGUAUCCGGAGUUGGCGGUGGUGCAGGAUGCGGAUCGGCUGGACGCGAUUGGGGCCAUUGGGAUCGGACGGACGUUUACGUUUUUGGGGGGCGCAGGGGAAGAAGUUUGCGGGGGAGAAUGGGUGGGAGAUGGGGAAUUGUAUUGA
Molecule: messenger RNA, 564 nt
Organism: Penicillium diatomitis
Lineage: Eukaryota; Fungi; Ascomycota; Eurotiomycetes; Eurotiales; Aspergillaceae
Product: HD domain-containing protein
Exons: 1
Coding region: 1-564 (187 amino acids)
Source: RefSeq, a predicted model, not a curated record